GGCGUCAACGAUGAACUUGGCGUCCUAUCUCUAAAUGGCAGUGGCCACGUGAUAUUUGAUGGCUUUGGGGAAGACUGUCUUACUAAACCUGACCGAUGCCCAAAUGGAUUCACUUUGUCAUUCUGGUUCAAAUAUGGAGGAUUGAUUUCCAGUAUUCUGGGUUUGAAUGCUACAUAUCACGCAGCACUUGAUUCGUGGCUUUUACCCCUUGUCCCAAAGAAAUCAAGAUGGCUUCCGUGUUACCGGGCAUCCCAGGACGGCUGGACCGGAGCAAUUUUUCAUCAGAAGUGCGAUGGCAAGAGUUCAACUCUAACUAUCAUCAAAGUUCAAGAUUUCGUGUUUGGAGGAUAUUUGUCUGAAACUUGGGGACCUUCAAAGAAUGGUUCUAUUGUUGACUCAAAGGCUUUUCUCUUUAGCCUAAAUAACCCUAGAGGGACGGCUCCACGAAAGCUGACCCUAAUCCAAAGUAUGUUUGGUAUAGUUAACACAGCAGCAACUACCACACCUACCUCGUUGCCAACAUUUGGAGAUAGUGACUUGGUGUUAAAGGAUAACGCCAACACCGUUGCCCAAUCGUAUUCGUCCCCGGGUCAGAAUUAUGAGCUGGAGUCGGGUUUAGCCUCCGUGUCGCAGGAUUUAUUCACAGACACUAAAUAUUUUAUUGUCGAUGAGAUUGAAGUGUUCUACAACGAAGAGCUAACUACAGAUCAAGCUUACAUCUUAACCACUGGGGCCGAAAAUCCAGAGACAACUGGUUUUGCAAUCUUCCAUAAUCAAACCUUGUCAAACGGUUCAGGUGACAUGGUGGUCAAAGUCAGUACUGAAGCAAAAACCUGGACACUGAAGGCAACAGACAAGUCAAAAGAUUUUAGACCCAUGACCGUCACGUGGCAUCCUACGCAAGGCUUGAAGCUCUAUGAAAAUACACAACUCAUGGCAUCCGGAUUGGCUGUACCUUCAAGUAAUACAAAUAAGAAAACAAGCAUACUACUUGGCCAUUCAGAGUCUACUUCCAACCCUCACUCUGGUCAAAAUAUCCAGAUUCGUGCAUUAGCAAUAUGGCGGACUGUUAUCACUGUAAAGGAUAUGAAUACAUACAAUAACGUUGCUUGUGCUCCAUUGACUGACGAUGCAAGCAAUAGCUUUAGUUGGAAUCGAACAGUUUCCGGAACACCAACACCACUGACAGGGCCAAAUACCGUUAUCAGUCCCGCAAGAUGGUUUUCAAGUGACAAUUAUAUUAAUAUUGCAUCUCAGUCAUGCUUUGCAACGGUUAAAUUAAACCUUCCAAGUCUAAACGUGUUUACCGCCUGUUGGUGGUUCCGCCAUGACUCAGCUGUAUCCAAGUAUUUGUUUGCAAUUCGAAGUUCCUCAGGAAUUCAAUUGGAUGUUGGUGCUGCAGCUACAACCACGUGGCAGCACUUCUGCCUAAAACACACCUUCGAACAAAAGACUGGUUGCCAUAAACAACUUUACUUGAAUGGUCGGUCCACGUCCGAUAAUUCUUACACAUCAUCAUGUCAAAGUAUGGCUGGUCCUCCCAUUACAGUUCUUAUAGGACUUUAUACGACCAAGACGUUUGAUGGACUUUUAAGUAAUUUCAAGCUCUGGGAUCGUCAUCUUAGCGCGUCGGAAAUCUCACUAGUAUCAAAUGGUUGCUCCAUGAUAGCUGGGAAUCUCAUUGUCUGGGAAGUCCUCCUCAGCAAGUUUGAACCUCCAGUAUCGAUGGCCCGAGAUGGUCUAUGCAAAAGAGAAAUUUCGUACAUCGAAUCAUCUUACCCGCAGAAAAAAGGCCAAAAUGUUCGUUUACUCACGUCUGAGUACGUUCCCGUCACAAUCAACUGUCUUUACUUUCAAUAUAAUUUCUACGGUAAGGAUAUCGGGAGGCUCAAUGUAUACUUACUUAAAGGCAACAGCCACGAAUCACUUGUAUGGUCACUAGCUGGAGAUCAGGGCACAAAUGAGUGGAGAUCGGUUUACAUACCCUUGAAUAAUACAGAAAAAACAAAGGUCAUUUUUGAGGGUAUUGUCGGUGAUGGCUACCUUGGGGAUUUAUCGAUUGGUAAUGUUGCCUUGACAACUACARAUUCUUGUGAAGGGGGGACAGGCAAAAACUACAUCGCUGUAACAGGCAAGAAAUUUUAUAAAACAGUCCAGCCUUGA
This is a messenger RNA of Actinia tenebrosa (Australian red waratah sea anemone), 2163 nucleotides long. RefSeq lists its product as uncharacterized. The record is from RefSeq and is a predicted model, not a curated record. NCBI's taxonomy places the organism in Eukaryota, Metazoa, Cnidaria, Anthozoa, Actiniaria, Actiniidae. Gene Ontology annotation, cellular component: membrane.